GGCGUUAUUCCACUGGGAUGGCGCGGCCGGGCGGCAUGGCCGGGGUCCCCGUCGGCGCCCUCCUCCCGCUCCUCGUCGGCGUCUGCGGGGCCGUCACCGGCUCCCGCGUGUACCCCGCCAACGAAGUGACCCUGCUGGACUCCCGCUCGGUGCAGGGAGAGCUGGGCUGGAUCGCGAGCCCGCUGGAAGGAGGGUGGGAGGAAGUAAGCAUAAUGGAUGAGAAAAACACUCCGAUCCGCACCUACCAGGUCUGCAAUGUGAUGGAGCCCAGUCAGAAUAAUUGGUUACGAACUGAUUGGAUUCCCCGUGAGGGGGCUCAGAGGGUAUAUAUUGAAAUCAAGUUCACACUGAGAGACUGCAACAGCCUGCCAGGUGUCAUGGGAACUUGCAAAGAGACUUUCAACCUCUAUUACUAUGAAUCAAAUAAUGACAAGGAGCGUUUUAUUCGAGAGAGCCAGUUUGCCAAGAUCGACACCAUUGCUGCUGAUGAGAGCUUCACCCAGGUGGACAUUGGCGACAGGAUCAUGAAGCUGAACACAGAGGUGCGGGACGUGGGCCCUCUCAGCAAGAAAGGGUUUUACUUGGCUUUCCAGGACGUCGGUGCCUGCAUUGCUUUGGUGUCUGUUCGUGUCUUCUAUAAGAAGUGCCCCCUGACAGUUCGAAACCUGGCACAGUUUCCAGACACCAUUACUGGGGCUGAUACAUCCUCUCUGGUGGAGGUUCGUGGCUCCUGUGUCAACAACUCGGAAGAGAAGGACGUGCCAAAAAUGUACUGCGGGGCAGAUGGUGAAUGGCUGGUACCCAUUGGCAACUGUCUGUGCAAUGCUGGCUAUGAAGAACGCAAUGGUGAAUGCCAAGCUUGCAAAAUCGGAUACUACAAGGCGCUCUCGACAGAUGUUGCGUGUGCCAAAUGCCCGCCUCACAGCUACUCCAUCUGGGAAGGCUCUACCUCCUGCACCUGCGAUCGGGGCUUUUUCCGAGCUGAAAAUGAUGCUGCGUCCAUGCCCUGCACUCGCCCUCCAUCUGCACCCCAGAACCUGAUUUCCAAUGUCAACGAGACGUCGGUGAACUUGGAGUGGAGCGCCCCGCAGAACAAGGGAGGACGGGAGGACAUCUCCUACAACGUGGUGUGCAAGCGCUGCGGGGCCGGGGAGCCCAGCCGCUGCCGGUCCUGUGGCAGUGGUGUGCAUUUCAGCCCCCAGCAGAACGGGCUGAAAACCACUAAGGUUUCCAUCACUGAUCUCCUGGCACAUACCAACUACACCUUUGAGGUCUGGGCAGUGAAUGGAGUGUCCAAGCACAACCCCAGCCAGGACCAAGCCGUGUCAGUCACUGUGACAACUAACCAAGCAGAAGGGCUGGGACAAGUUGUCAGCUGCUCUGGGGUUCCACCUGCCUCGUCCGUCCUCGCCUGGCUUCUCCGGGGAAUUUGGCUCCCGCUGUGGAGAUUUGCAUCGGAGGGAGUUACCACAAGGACUGCUGAAGCAAACCAAGUAAUGUCUUCUGGGAAACCACAGGCCUUUCAAAUAGGAAUGUGAUGGGAGAUCCAUGGAGAUAAGUGAUCCCAGCAUAAGAAAUUUGGGAAUUGUAUGGAAGCAAACAGUCAGGAAUGCUCUUGGAUUGCCAAAUUUUAGUGUUUAGCGUGAGAUUCCUUAGUGUCCCUGGGAUGUCAACUGCUGGCUGUGUCAGAUUUCUUCCGUGCACCUUUAAUUAUGUGUGUAAGAUCAUGUGUCUGCGUAAGGAGCUUCUCCAAGCUGACAGAUGCAAGUGGGAGUUUUGUAUUAACAGCUCUGUUCUUGCACAGGCUUUAACUGAUGGCCUGUAAUAAAUGUGCAGUUGUAGGUAUACGUGCUGCGGUCUUCAAAACAAAACCGGGAAAACUAUUGUUGGGAGAGAUUAAAUUAUUAUUUUAAGGUAACUGCAGCUUUCCACAAAGAAAUAAUAAUUAAAAUAACAAUUGCCUGCUUGCUGGCAAAGCGUCUGCACCACCCAUUUCCAUGAAUUUGUAUUCAAGGUGGGGGAUACAAGUCUUGGUCUGAAGGGAAAAAAAAAAAAUGCUUUCUAAAGAUCCUUAGUAAAUAACCAGCUUCAGGGUUCAGUGAGCAGCUCAGACAAGUUGUGUGUCAGGUAGCGCCAAGAAGUAAUUGCAGCAUUUAAAUAAAGGUUUGGUCACACUGUUGAAAGGAUCUCAUGUUUGCUGUGCAAAGUGAGGGUUGCUACAUAUCCACCUUAGGAAAAAGGCGUUUAAUUUGAGGACUGGUUGGCAUUGGCCAUAUUUAUAAUUACAGAAAUUUACUUUCAAACGGCAUCAGAUGUGUUCAAGUUCAGCGCUCAGUUAUGGAGGUGCAGAUGAACAGCUGGUAAAUGGUCAGGGCUGAAGGUGUGGUCCUGGAGCUCUGGUUUGCUCCACAGCAUUUAACUGCUCGUUUCCUUCCGCCAGCAGCGCUGUGCCGCUCCUCGCUAGCUAACUUUGCAUCCAGUCUGAGCUGUGUCCCUUAAGCAAUUUGCAAGAAAAUAUUUCGAUGUGGAAGGAGACUUGGCCCGAGAGUACUUGUGACUACCAAAUGUUUAGCUGGGCUUCUAAAUUUUCUGGGUGCUUUUGCAGCUCACUAAAUUAAUGGGAAAACAGCCAGAAAGACAGCAGAGUCCAGUCUGCAGUUGAGCAACAAGAAAAGGCUCCGGAGAACUUUAUCAAAGCUUCCAUUAACCCCCUGCUGGUGUCCUCAAACAGGAUUUUUUUGAGAGAGUGGAAAUACAAAAGCCGGGCUGCACAACUGCCCCUGUGUGUCCAUUCAAAGGCUUUAAAUCCGCACAGUUACUAAUUAAAAUGCCAUGCAGGGCAGCACAAAUAAACACAGCCAGUCCCUGAGUCCCAAAGUUUCUGCUUCGGCUUGGUUUGAAGGGCAGGAUGCUGAGCUGACCUGGCAGGGAUGGGCAGUGUGGCCCCGCAUGGUGCAGAUGUUCUGUCCUUGCAUGAGGAGGUGCAAAAAGUGUGUUGAGCUGAUAUGCAGGAAAUGCUAUUUCCAGAAUGCCACCCCAAGGCAGCCUGCUUUUUUUUUUUUUUUUGCAUAGCGUUGCGUUGAACCAUGAGGACUAAAUAGAGCUGUGGCAUGUCUGCUGGAUCUCUAUAAUCAUGUUUGCCAGGUUCUGGAGGACAUCAAAAUGCUGAGCACACGAGUGAAUACCACUCCUUUCAUAGAGAAACGUCACUUCAGAUUUAGCCCCACAUGUGAACUGGCAUGCAGGGAGCACUUUAUUAUCGUGGCAAGGCUCCAGUGGGCUUCCCCUCCCAAACAAAGCAGGCAAACGCAGAGCCUCUCUCUGCCGCUACGCGAAGGAUUUCAUGGCGUCGUCUCAGAUUAACGUAAUCUGCCUUCAUUACUAAAUUCGGGAACCGGGAUCCCAGAAGCCUUAGCAAGAUGCUCGGACAGCAGGUUGAGGGGCUGUGAAAGCUGGGAUUUGUAACCUGAUGGUGACAAAAGGUUUUUAGAUUUUUUAAUGUAGUUUAGAAGAGUAUAGGAAGCUGUGGCAUCUGUAUUUUAUGCCUCUGGUCAUUUACAUUGUAAGCUUUCCCGUAUGGAAAAGUCCUACUGAACUCAAAAGGAAAUUAUAACAUUUGUCUCAGCUCUCUGAGCUCUUCCGUUAGGAUUUAUUAGGAUUUUUAUCCCUGCUAUUGAAUUCUAUUACUCAGUCUUAAAAAGAAGAUUGAGUGAUUCUGAUUUUUUAUUAAAUACUUUUACAGUUCAAUAAAAUCUCUUUGGUUUUGUACACAUUAAAAUCCAUUGAAAGUAUCCAUGGAUUAUUACAGA
This is a messenger RNA of Tympanuchus pallidicinctus (lesser prairie-chicken), 3809 nucleotides long. RefSeq names its product EPH receptor A4 (gene EPHA4). Gene Ontology annotation, cellular component: plasma membrane; neuron projection. Gene Ontology annotation, biological process: cell surface receptor protein tyrosine kinase signaling pathway; protein phosphorylation; axon guidance. The record is from RefSeq and is a predicted model, not a curated record. Lineage: Eukaryota; Metazoa; Chordata; Aves; Galliformes; Phasianidae. Gene Ontology annotation, molecular function: ATP binding; protein binding; transmembrane-ephrin receptor activity. The transcript has 6 exons. The coding region runs from base 18 to 1538 and encodes 506 amino acids.